This is a messenger RNA of Nezara viridula (southern green stink bug), 1682 nucleotides long. The record is from the annotation of a GenBank genome assembly. Lineage: Eukaryota; Metazoa; Arthropoda; Insecta; Hemiptera; Pentatomidae.
UCGAAUUCGCAAUAAUUAGAACAUUAUUAAAACAGUUGGAGGCAUAUUUAUUUACAAUACAUAAUUUUAAUUCGAGCAGCAAAGCUUCAAUAUGAGAAAUAGAAAACUUCCAUUGCCUUCCGAUCCUCUACCGGAUAAGUGUAAAUCCCUUAAAAAGACCUAUGGGAAAAAAAUUGAAAAAGAAACAGAACCUUCUUCAGAUCUAUCAGAAAUUAGUGAAGACUGUUUCACUGAUAUCUUAUCUUCAGAUAGUGAUGAUUCCAGUAUUGAAGAAAUAAAGAAUGGGUUGAUGUCUCUGAAAGCAACAUCUCGUGUGAUAGGAGAAUCAGUAGAAGAGGAGGAGUCACCAGAAGAUGAAGAAUCAUUAGAAAGAAUGAUAUUUUAUUCUAUGUAUCUUGAUGACGAUUUUAAUACUAAAGAAGAACCAGACAUAGAACCGCAGCGCAGUUAUGGUUAUGAUAAUUACCGGCCUUAUACAGGAAUAGAAGCUUACUUAAAGGAUCAGGAAGCACAACAAUAUAUAUGGGGUGAAAUGGAAAAUGAACAAUUCGAAAACGUUUUGAAUGCAGGGCUCAAAGAAGAGCUUGGAUUAGAAGACAUUGAUGGCAAUGUUUCAAUAAAAACUCUGGCAGAUAACAAUUUUCAAGUUUUAGGAAUGGAUGGACCAACAAGAAAAAUUGCUCUAAUUUUUGAUUAUAGACCAGAAGAUGGUAUCCAUAUAUCGAGUGAUUUCAGAUAUUUUAUGAAUAGUCAAAAAGAGAAAUUUACUAAUAUAGGUGGAGUACUGUUGCUGUAUGAAGAAAUUGGUAUUCAUAUCAUUGAGGGCUCUGAAUAUGUACUCUUGAGGCAUUUUCCAAUUUUCUUCAAGGAUCAGAUCUUCAUAAAACUUCUUAACUGUAAAGUUUUAGGGGUAGAAGAACUGUCAGCAAUGAAAUCUUUCAAGCAUUAUGCCUGUUACAAAGGUUUCCCACGAAAACUUAAGCAGAAAAUUCCAGAAAAAAUAUUCACUUAUGUAGAUUCUAUUAAAUUUCUGCAACAACUUGGCAAACGUCUGAAUACAUUUUUGAAGUUUGUUUAUUCUGAUAAGCCUAGUGUUUCCGAAGAUAAUAAAAUACCUGAAGAUGUUACUUUGCAUCUCCCUCCAAAAGAGUACCUUUAUUUUGCACUGAGAGGUGAUUGGACACCUGGUCUUAGGUCAGUAGAUGAAUGGUUCGAAAAUGCAAUAGUCCUUGCAACUGAAGCAGAUGAUUCUGAAUUUGUUUUUCCUCCAAGAUCAGAUCAUUUACCUGUUCAUAUACUACACACAACCCCCGAAGAAGAUGAAAAUCUAAGAACUGCUACCACCCAAGAAAUGAAGUCUGUCAAGUUACCUAGCACAAAAUCACGUGAACAUGUGGAAGAGAAAAUUGAAAAUGUACAAAAAAAAGAUGAGUUUGGUAAUCCAAUACUCCCUUUUAAUGAAGCCAUGGAAAAUCUAUUAGAUACAGAAUAUGAGUUCCCUCCAGAAGUAAAAUCACGUCCUGAAGAUUUCUCUGAAGGAGAAAAAGGAUAUAACUCACAGUCAUCAGUCGUUGAUCCAGAAGAAAUUGAUACCGAUUUGGAAGAUUAUUUGGAUCAUAUUGAAAGUGUUAAAAUGUAAAUAAAAAAUUUAAUUAAAGUUCAUAAUUCAUGGCUGACGUUCA